Messenger RNA from Funneliformis mosseae, 414 nucleotides. The record is from the annotation of a GenBank genome assembly. Lineage: Eukaryota; Fungi; Glomeromycota; Glomeromycetes; Glomerales; Glomeraceae.
AUGCCAUUCAUAUUUCGGUGUUUUCAAUCAUUUUUUGUAUUAUGUCUGUAUUUCUUGCUUGGAAUUAUUCUUGCACCUUCCGUUAUUAUCGUUGAAAUUGUUUUAAAGUGUAAAAUGUUAUGGAACGUUUUAAUAGAAGCCAAAACAAAGUGUUAUCAAACCAUCAUCAAAAUUCUCUAUCCAUCAUCCUUUCAUAAUCGAAUAAACCAAGCACAGAGUAGGGAUAAUUUCACCGAAACCUUUGAACAAGUGAUAACUGAUGAAGAAAGAGAUUCUUGCAAAGAUUCGACAGAAGGGGAACAGAGCGAUGUUGAUUAUAUCCAAAAUAACGGGUAUCAAGGUGAAGAAAUGAAUACAAAUGUUAAUGAAGUCUGGUAUGUAAAUAUAAAUAUUAUCGAUUAUAAGAUACCUUGA